Molecule: messenger RNA, 1077 nt
Organism: Rotaria sp. Silwood2
Lineage: Eukaryota; Metazoa; Rotifera; Eurotatoria; Philodinida; Philodinidae
Source: the annotation of a GenBank genome assembly
AUGACUACAGUGACAAUAACUGAAACUUUUUUUGGCGUAACAGAGAAUGGAAAUGAAAUAAAAAAAUAUACUCUUUCAACAACAGAUGGCUUUGAAGUUGCUUUAAUUAAUUAUGGUGCAACAAUUCAAUCCAUUCGACAACCAGAUAAACAAAAUAAAGUCACAGAAAUUACACUUGGUUAUGAUACUCUUCAAGAGUAUAUUGAUGAUGCAUAUUUUUUCGGUUGUACAGUUGGCCGAGUGACGAACCGAAUAAGAAACGGUCGUUUUGAAUUAGAUGGAACUAUUUAUGAAUUACCUAAGAAUGAUGGUAUAAAAAAACAUUAUUUACAUGGUAGUUUUAAUAAACGUGUAUGGGAUAGUUCAACAGAAAAUAAUAAUACUGUUGUCUUUAAAUAUCGAAGUCCAGAUGAUGAAGAUGGAUUUCCAGGUGAAGUUGAUGUUACUGUCAAAUAUGUGUUGACAAGUGAUCAUCGACUAACACUUGAUUUUCAUGCAACGACAACAAAACCAACACCCGUAAAUAUGACAAAUCAUGUUUAUUUUAAUCUUGCUGGACAUGCAAAUGGAUCGAUACUUGAUCAUCAACUAAUAGUACCAGCUAGUAAAUUCCUUCCAUCAGAUGAAGAAUUUAUUCCUACAGGUAUAGUAUUGACAAUGCUUCUGAUUAAUGUUACUUUUUCUUUAGGAGAAAUAAAUUCAGUAGAGAAUACUCCAUACGAUUUUCAAACAUUAACUCGUAUUGGUGAUCGUAUUAAUGCAUCGGUUGAUGGCUAUGCUAUGAUGUUUAUUGUAGAUGGUGAAGGAAAGCGUCCAUUUGGCAAACUUGUUCAUGAGCAAAGCGGUCGAGCGAUAACUAUUGAUUCAACACAAAAAGGUCUUCAAUUUUAUACAGGAGAUUUUCUUGAUGGUAGUAAAGGACAUGAUGGAGUAGUAUAUAAGAGGCAUGGUGCAUUGUGUUUAGAAACUCAGAAUUUUAAUGAUAGCGUUAAUAAUCAACCUUUAUUUGCAAGUACGAUUCUUCGUCCUGGUGAAGAAUAUCAUGAACAAACAACCUUUCAUUUUCAUUUGGAAUAA